This is a messenger RNA of Pungitius pungitius (ninespine stickleback), 4407 nucleotides long. It is a transcript of the gene grid2, whose product is annotated as glutamate receptor, ionotropic, delta 2. Gene Ontology annotation, molecular function: glutamate receptor activity; transmitter-gated monoatomic ion channel activity involved in regulation of postsynaptic membrane potential. Gene Ontology annotation, biological process: monoatomic ion transport; modulation of chemical synaptic transmission; synaptic transmission, glutamatergic. The record is from RefSeq and is a predicted model, not a curated record. The transcript is spliced from 16 exons. Gene Ontology annotation, cellular component: plasma membrane; postsynaptic density membrane. NCBI's taxonomy places the organism in Eukaryota, Metazoa, Chordata, Actinopteri, Perciformes, Gasterosteidae. Bases 993 to 4067 code for a protein of 1024 amino acids.
CGGAGACGCGGCCAGCCUCCCCCUCACCCGCCGCCGUGCGUGCUUGGGCUGCCUCGAGUUUCCGCAUACGGAGCGUGGAGUGGGGACAGCGGAGUGUCUUUGCGCACAUUCCCCGGUUCGUUUUUUUUCUUCUUCUUCUUCUUCUCCGGAUGCAUAUUUUCCGACAAAGAAAAGAAGUGUGACUUUGGAGCUCUCGUCUCAUUGUUUGCGCGAGAGCUCUCCCCGGCGCAGCUCCUGUCAUCUCCACAGGCAACUAGAGACAAUUACAGAAAUAUGGCACCUCUCCGUGGUUAUGCCAUGUAAGGAGGCUUUUCAUCCCUUUCCCCCCUACAACAAAAGUCGGUGUGUUUAGGCGUUGGUGACGUUAGAAGAGGGGCUGAGGGUAAAGAGAGAUUUUUUUUUUAAAAGCCUGUGGGUAAAAUGGAAGUUUUGUCCGUCGGCUUGGUCCGCUGAGGCUGCUGCUGCUGCUGCUGCUGCUGCUGCUGCUGCUGCUGGUGAUGGUUUGGUGAUUGGUGCAGCGUGGAAACUGCGUCGCCAAGUCUGAAAGGCUGGGAAUCACGGGUCAUUCCAACAGGACGCGCUUUUCAAGAGAUCGAGCUUCUCCCCCAACCCCCCUGACGCCAUCGAAUGGUUGCAGAUUGGUCCAUCUGAAUGUGCGGCUGCGUCCUCGGCUGAGAGGUUUCUCCUUUUGGCUUUAACGCAAACCGACGCGUGGAUGCGGGUUGUUUUCUCUGCGGCUCUCCGUUUGCCCACAUUAUGAUUUAAUGUUGGGAGGGAUUUCAACAGGGUGCCAGUCCGUGCCAACCCGGGAAUCGCCACCCAUUGUCCUCAGCGACGAGAUAAAACAUAUAUUGAGAAAGGGAUUAAAGGGAAUUUCCUAGACCGCCCUGCAGAUGGACUAAAAAAACAAGCUUCGGAUUUUAACUCAUUUGGCUCUCGUUUAGAGAGCUUUGGUUCUCUGUUGCUUUUUGGACGAGGUGUAUCUGGACAACAUGAAAGUUAUCUCUGCUCUGAUGCUCGUUGCCGUUUUUUGGAGCCAGGAGCUGAAGUCGGCGUCCUCGGAUUCAAUCAUCCACAUCGGCGCCAUCUUUGACGAGUCGGCACGGAAAGACGACGAGGUGUUUCGUCUCGCCAUCGCAGACCUCAAUCUGAACAACGAGAUCCUGGAGACGGAGAAGAUCACGUUCUCCGUGGAGUUCGUCGAUGGGAACAACCCCUUCCAGGCAGUGCAGGAAGCCUGUGAGCUGAUGAACCGUGGUAUCCUGGCUCUGGUCAGCUCAAUUGGCUGCAUGUCUGCGGGCAGCCUCCAGACUCUGGCCGACGCGAUGCACAUCCCCCACCUCCUCAUCCAGCGCUCCCCGGCGGGAACGCCUCGCUCCGACUGCUCCCCGACCAGUCGCUUCCCCGGAACAGAUGACUACACCCUAAUGGUCCGCCCACCCGUCUAUCUCAAUGAGGUCAUCAUGCAAGUGGUGUCCGAGUACAGCUGGCAGAAGUUCAUCCUCUUCUAUGAUUCUGAAUUUGAUAUCCGCGGCAUUGAGGAUUUCCUGGACCGGACCUCUCAGCAGGGAAUGGACGUUUCUCUUCAGAAGGUGGAAUCCAACAUCAACAUGAUGAUCACCAGUCUGUUCAGAACCAUGCGUGUGGAAGAGCUGCAUCGCUACCGGGACACGCUACGCAGAGCCGUGCUCUUCAUGAGCCCGGCCACUGCCAAGGCUUUCAUCACUGAGGUGGUGGAGACCAACCUGGUGGCCUUCGAUUGUCACUGGAUCCUGAUUAAUGAGGAAAUCUCAGACUACGACCUGCAGGAGUUGGUGAUGAAGUCGAUCGGUCGGUUGACGCUGGUGCGCCAGACGUUCCCCAUGCCUCAGAACACAACUCAGCGCUGUGUCAAACACAACCACAGGAUCAACACGUCCCUGUGUGACCUUAAGAACCCCAAGGCCCAGCAAUUGGAGAUCAGCAACCGCUACAUCUAUGAUUCUGUGUUGCUGCUGGCCAACACCUUCCACAGAAAGCUGGAGGACAGGAAGUGGCACAGCAUGGCCAGUCUGAGCUGCAUCAGGAAGAACUCCAAACCCUGGCAGGGAGGCAAGAGCAUGUUGGACACUGUCAAAAAGUUUGGAGUCAGCGGCCUCACCAGCUUUCUGGAGUUCACCGACAACGGCACGAACCCCAACAUCUUCUUCGAAAUCCUGGGAACAAAUUAUGGAGAGGACAGGGGCCGAGGAGUCAGCAGGCUGGCGACGUGGGACCCAGUUCACGGCUUGAACGGCACACUGACGGACAGGAAAUUGGAAAACAACAUGAGAGGAGUGGUGCUGCGAGUCGUGACAGUUCUGGAGGAGCCGUUUGUAAUGGUGUCCGAGAAUGUUCUGGGAAAGCCCAAAAAGUACCAGGGCUUCUCCAUCGACGUCCUGGACGCCCUGUCCAACUACCUGGGCUUUAAGUACGAGAUCUACGUCGCUCCAGACCACAAAUACGGCAGCUUGCAGCCUGAUGGUCAGUGGAACGGACUGAUGGGUGAAUUGGUCUUCAAGCGAGCCGACGUGGGACUUUCCGCCCUGACCAUCACGUCCGAGCGGGAGAGCGCCGUGGACUUCACCACGCGCUACCUGGAUUAUUCAGUGGGCGUUCUGCUGCGCAAGGCCGAGCGCACCGUUGACAUGUUUGCUUGCCUGGCGCCCUUCGACCUGUCUCUGUGGGCGUGCAUCGCCGGCACCGUGCUCCUCGUCGGCAUCCUGGUGUACCUGCUCAACUGGCUCAACCCACCCCGGCUCCCCAUGGGCCCCGUGUCCUCCACCACGCUGUACAAUUCCAUGUGGUUCGUGUACGGCUCCUUUGUACAACAAGGUGGCGAGGUCCCCUACACCACUCUGGCUACAAGGAUGAUGAUGGGCGUCUGGUGGAUGUUUGCUCUUAUCGUCAUCUCCUCGUAUACGGCUAAUCUAGCUGCCUUCCUUACCAUCUCGCGCAUAGAGAACUCCAUACAGUCCCUGCAGGACUUGUCCAAGCAGACGGAUUUGCCUUACGGUACGGUAUUGGACUCUGCCGUUUACGAUCAGGUGCGCUCCAAAUCCAUGAACCCCUUCGAGAGAGAUCCCAUGUACUCCCAGAUGUGGCGGAUGAUUAACCGCACCGGAGGAGGAGAUAAUAACGUGGAGGAGUCCAAAGAAGGCAUCCGCAAGGUGAAGUACGGGCGAUUUGGCUUCGUGUGGGACGCAGCGGUGCUGGAGUACGUCGCCAACAACGACGAGGACUGCUUGUUCUACACGGUCAGCAGCAAUGCACCGGACCGCGGGUACGGGAUCGCCAUGCAGCACGGCAGCCCCUACAGGGACAUUUUCUCCCAGAGAAUCCUGGAGCUGCAGCAGAACGGUGACAUGGACAUCCUGAAACUCAAGUGGUGGCCCAAGGACAGCCCCUGCGACCUCUACAGCUCGCUGCAGACGAGGCAGCGCGGCAACGCUCUGGACAUCCACAGCUUCGCCGGCGUCUUCUGCGUGCUGGCAGCCGGCGUGGUGCUCUCCUGCCUCAUUGCCAUGGUGGAGAGCUGGUGGUCACGGAGGAAGGGAUCCAGGGUCCCCUCCAAGGAGGACGAUAAGGAGAUCGACCUGGAACACCUACACCACCGGGUUAACAGCCUGUGCACCGAUGACGAAAGCCCCCACAAGCAGUUCUCCACCUCUUCCGUCGAUCUGACGCCCCUCGACAUGGAUGCGCUGCCCGCCGCGCGCCAAGCCCUCGAGCAGAUCAGCGACUUCCGCAACACCCACAUCACCACGACCACCUUCAUCCCCGAGCAGAUCCAGACCCUCAGCCGCAGCCUGUCGGCCAAAGCCGCCGCUGGCUUCUCCGCUGGUUUCGGUAGCGGCGGUGGCGGCGGCGGGGGGGGCAUCAUGCACGACCACCGGACUGGCGGGGUGGGCCCUUUCAGGCAGAGGGCCCCCAACGGCGGAUUCUUUCGCAGCCCCAUUAAAACAAUGUCCUCCAUCCCCUACCAGCCCACAGGUCCAGGACCCAACUUUGGAUAUGGCAAUGACCCAGACCGGGGCACUUCUAUAUGAGUGGUUGCCUAGGAUACGAGCGAUUCAGGAGGAGGAGGGGCAGAAGGAGGCAUGGUGGUUAGGGUUGGUCAUGGGGUGGUAAAACAGAUACAUUAUGGCUAAGCUAGAAGUCGGAGGAUAGAACAUGUGUACAUAGGAAUGUUUGUGUUUUCAGUUUCUGCUCCGCUGUUUCCAGGGGUGCCCGUUUUGUUUGUGGAGAAGACGAGGGGGGGGUGACGGCCUAUCGGGCCGCUCCUCAUCUUUGUGAAAACCGUGCUGGUGAGGUGCAAAAAGGGGACGGACCGGUUUGAAUCUUUGCUUCAUUGUUGUUGUUCUUGUGAUUGUUUUGGCGAUUGUUUGG